AGGCUAAAUUUAUAGGAUUUAUAGCUCCUCUGUAUGUUUAGAGAAUAACAAUUUUGCUCCGCAAAAGGCAUAUAUUUAUAAGUUGUAUUUUUUUCUAUUGCCCAGGAUGCCUAUGUGGUUCUUUCCACAGCUCGGGUCGAGCAAUGAUGCAGCAUCCGAGAUUAAACCCAUUACAAAUAUUGCCCACAGCGGUUUUUUUAAUAAAGAUGAUGCCAAGGACCGUCGGAAGGGCGAAGGUGAUGUCGCAAGCUACACUUCUGAGUUUGACCGUCUUCGCAUUCCUCAGAGCGCCAUAGGUAGGCGAGAUGGGCGCAUCAACAACCCUGAUGUUGAAUCCAUUGAGUGUCUUCUUGCGCGAUUCGGUAAGGAAAUGAAUAUCGCUGAGGAGCUAAUAAGUAAAAAAAAGGAGACUAAAGCACGACUUGCGUUGCACAACUAUGAGGCUGACCCGCGAUAUCAGAUGUGGAGUGAGGACCGAAAAAAGAUGCUCAACCGACUACAAAUUCACUGGAUCGAUCAAAUCAUUGAUUCACCAUUCGAGUGUAUGGUUUACUUACUUCGAAUAACCACAACCGUAGGCCUGUGCUACGGCGUUGGUCGGACAUCAUAUCUAUAUCGUACGAUGGACAAGGUAUACGCAAAGCUUAACGGAGUUACACUUAGUCGGCUUGCUUUCCAAGAAAUCACGUUAGCAGUUACGAAAUCCUCUGGGGCAGCCUUUGCUGGCAUCGGUGGUGUUUUUAUAGGCAAAGUACUUAGUAGCUUAGCUUCAGUAGCAUGGAGUGGCGAAGUUUCAUCACCAGAUCGAGCGUGGUGGCAUGUAGCUAGCUGCGGGCUUGGGUGUGGUAUCAUGAGUGGAGCCUCAUUAGGGCUAAUGAAUUAUGGCAUGUUAACACCAAAAGGUAUAAAAAUGCUAGUAGGGAUGCUUGGGGGGGUAGGUGGUGCAGUUGGACUGUACUUUGGAUAUUUCGUGUACAAACCAUUUUCCGAAACACGAACUCAUCGUCUAUAUGAUGCAUAUUGGCAUCCAUGGUAUGAACGCAGGCUAAAGAUGGAUGGUGGUGGUAAUGUUCGUGGAUGACACGUUUAAGGGACUUCGUAGGCAAGGCUUCUGGAAUGCUUGGUAGCUAAAUUCGUAGAGGUUGUUGUUUGUUCUUCUUUUAGUAUUAUUAUUAUCACUAUCAUUAUUUUUCUGUUUUUCCCUCU
Molecule: messenger RNA, 1206 nt
Organism: Phytomonas sp. EM1
Lineage: Eukaryota; Euglenozoa; Kinetoplastea; Trypanosomatida; Trypanosomatidae
Source: the annotation of a GenBank genome assembly